CACAACUGACAUGACAUCCUGCCUACUGUACAAGUCUUGAUUUUAACGCGCGCGCGGUAGGUCAUGUGACUUUCACGUGGUUUGUACGCCAUUUGCUUGUAGAAUGGGAAAAUUAAACGUCACGUUGCUGAGGUAUAUGUCAAAGGAUGACUUCAGAGUUCUUACGGCGGUAGAAAUGGGAAUGAAGAACCACGAAGUUGUGCCAGCUUCUCUUGUUUCUUCUAUUUCUAGUUUGAGAGCUGGCGGGUGUGUGAAGAUACUAAGAGAAUUGGUCCGACACAAACUUGUUUCGUACGAACACAGCAAACACUGUGAAGGGUAUCGUUUGACCUUCCUCGGUUACGAUUACUUGGCCCUAAAAGUGUUUGCGAAUCGGAACGCAGUACAGUCGGUGGGAAAUCAGAUUGGUGUCGGGAAGGAGUCGGAUGUGUACAUCGUUGCGAACGAUUCAGGACAACAACUUUGCCUCAAACUCCACAGGCUGGGGAGAACUUCGUUUCGGAAACUGAAGGAAAAACGUGACUAUUUGAGGCAUCGUCAUUCCACUUCGUGGAUAUAUCUGUCGAGAUUAGCUGCCACGAAAGAGUUUGCGUACAUGAAAGCUUUGCACGAUCACGGAUUUCCGGUUCCUACACCAAUAGACUGCAACCGAAACUGUGUUGUCAUGGAACUCUUGAAUGGCUAUCCAUUACAUCAGGUCCAUGAGGUAGUAGACCCGCCUGCUCUCUACCACGAGUUGAUGGAACUCAUUGUGCAUAUGGCAAGCUAUGGACUGAUUCACGGCGACUUCAAUGAAUUCAAUUUGAUGUUGGAUGACAAGGAUCGUGUGAAAGUCAUAGACCUUCCUCAGAUGGUAUCAACAUCACACUUGAAUGCAUCCUGGUACUUCGAUCGAGAUGUGCAAUGUAUUAGAGACUUCUUUAGGAAGCGAUUUGGUUAUGAAAGUGAAACGUGUCCACCGAUCUUGAGUGACGUGGAGCGAAAAGGGACCUUGGAUGUGGAGGUGCAGGCCAGUGGAUUUACAAAAGACCUUGAGAUCAGUUUUGAUGAGGCUCGUGAGAAAUUGGGCCUGCUGCAGGUGAGUGGUGGAGGUGAACAAGAUGAGAGUGAAGAUGUGGUUUCGGAUGAGGCAGCUGAUGAAUGUGACGAAGAACUUGAUAAUACAGAGUGUCCCAUUUCUAGUGCAGAAGUCGUCAGAGAUGAAUCAGACGAACAGUUAGACAAGGAACUAACCGAUCCUGAUGGCUUUGUACCACCAACGACAGCCAUACAUGAACAAAAUGAUCUAGGAACGAGUGAUGUCAAUGACUGUGACGACAAUGACGAUGUCGAUAAUACUGAUAAUGACCAGGAGGUUGACGCCGAGCACCAAGAUCUAUUGCAAGAGCAAUUGAAAAUUUCUACUAACAGAGACUUCCUUCCUCAUAGAGACAGAGACACAUCAUCGACCCAAAGUCAAGAGCUACAAGUCAGAACUCAAGCAGUCAGUCCGAGACAAAUGGAUGCCACCUCCAUACGUCAGAGAGUCAAACAGAGUGCCAAAAAGCUGAGGGCAUCACAAGCGGUCAAACCGACUCGAACGAAACGCGAAGCAAAACAGAAGACCGAGAAGAAGAGAAUACAGAGAGAUGCAGUCAGAGAGUUGUGGGACUGGUAAGGUGAGUAAGACUGUCACGACCGACUUGCUAUACAAAAACAUUUCGAUAGUGGUAUGUCAUAACGUACAAUGUAUAUUAGAAUAGAUGGUCUAUUUGUAUGUGUACUGUUUAAGUUAAGGAAUUGUCGUGGUAAAGUGUCUCGAA
This is a messenger RNA of Corticium candelabrum, 1802 nucleotides long. RefSeq lists its product as uncharacterized. The record is from RefSeq and is a predicted model, not a curated record. Lineage: Eukaryota; Metazoa; Porifera; Homoscleromorpha; Homosclerophorida; Plakinidae. Gene Ontology annotation, molecular function: ATP binding; protein serine/threonine kinase activity. The transcript is spliced from 9 exons. The coding region runs from base 104 to 1657 and encodes 517 amino acids. Gene Ontology annotation, biological process: protein phosphorylation; maturation of SSU-rRNA. Gene Ontology annotation, cellular component: preribosome, small subunit precursor; cytosol; nucleus.